AUGCUUCCUCGACGAGGCAUUGGGGGCGACUUCAGAGGUGGUUCUGGCCUUGCUGCUAAGACUACGGCCGCAAAGAGAGAUGAGCGUGCAUUGUUGACAGGAUUGCAGCAACUCCUUCAGCAAUUUCAAAGUACGCCUGCUUCUCAGAAUCCAGCCGCCAAGGGCAAGGGCACGGGCGCUAAGCCCGCUAAGCCCACACCGCGUGUGCAGCAAGACACUGCUAGCGAAGAGGAAUAUGGUCUUCUCGAAGCCUUGCAUUCCUUGGUCACCCGGGCAUCGCGAAACCCAAAAGGGCUUUUGCAGAGGAUCCAGGUCGUGGUUGAUAUGGCGUCUCAGGGACGCCUUCGGCCGAAGAAGAAGAAGAAGGCGAAGCCAAGCAAUGGUGAUGCGGCUCCCGCAACACUUAGUCGACAUGUUCGGCCUUCUGUGGGCGACAGCUGGGUUCAAGUUGUCAAACGUGGCGGCAAAGGAAAAAGCAAGGGCAAAGGCAAGACGACGGAUGCAAACAAACAUCCUAGUGCUGCACCGGUCAAUGUUCGUCCCGGGGCGAAGCAACGUGACAGCCAAGGCCAGACGUCUGCUCGUCUUAUGCCUUCCAGCUUCCCAGAUGGCGCUUUGAUUCCGCGUGAGUUUCUUCUUCAAGAGCUUCGGAAAGGCAAGGCUCCGGAGAACAAGUGGGCAUGGGUCGCUUCGAAGCAAGAGGCAAGCGAGAUGAAAGAGCUGGCGGCGAUCCACAAGUUGAGCAUUAAGGUCGGCCUCCUGUACCAGACGACAGACGACAGUGACUCUGCGACUACGGUGAAGCUCCCUGCGUUGCGGGCAGGCCAGAUCACCAUCGAAGAGUUCAAGAUCGCGCCGCUAACUGUGGAUGUUCCUGGCAAGCUUGGGCAAACGGUUCGCAAGUCAAGCGCGCAGCCGGUUCAGAGGAAGUUGGCUACCUUUCGAUGCACAACCCCAAGGGAAUUUGCAAAGGAAGGCGCCUGGAAGGAUGCUUCGAGCAACAUACAGAAGGUCAUUCGACAGUUCUGUUCGGAUGAUGCUUUCCAUUCGUCAUACCAGUGGCAACGCCGUGAGUGUUGGUCCAAGGCGGGGCACUGCGAUGAGUAUCUGGAAGGCUACGUACGCGUCGUCGACGAGCACGCGGACAAGUUUGCAAGGAUGAGCGGACGCAGUGGAUGCUUUUUCGAGAGACUGAGUCGCGAGCAAAAGAAGCCUUUGGUGCAGUGGGUACCAAGACAGGAGAACGAGUCCAGUUCCACCUACUUCAGCAGGGUGGAGCGCGCAGCCAAGGUGGCAGUUUGUUGGGAGCUCAAGGGCUCCCCAGGGUUUUGGACGCAGUCCGAUCUGUGCAGCGCUCUGGAAGGAGCCGGAUGGACUGAGUUGGAAGUUUUGGCGCCUCCAAGACGAGGCCAGGGAUGGCGCAUCCGGGGAGUGAACCCCGGUGACGUCUCAGACUUCGUCGAGGCGGUCGAAGUGGGAAAGCACAUCUUGGUCAUACAGCGGUGUACAGGUGCCAAGCCGACCAAGAUCACUACGCAUCCACUUCGCAAAGUUUUUGGUGAUGGUGGUCCUAGCGGGCACAAGACUCGUGCCGCCAUGCAGACUGACAGUGGGGAAGCCGAGCCUGCUACUGCUGACAGUCACAAACAAGAGGGUGAUGGCUCGAGCAAGAAGCGUGAGACCGUCACCAAAGGCCCAGAUUCGAAGCGAUCAAAGCAUGAUUCCUUCGAUGGCUACACCGUGCGAGAUUGUGGUGGCAAUGGCGCAUGCGGCUACAAUUGCCUUGCCAUGGGCAAGAUGUUGGCAGAUGGUGCCAAAUGGAAUGACAUCAAGGACGAGGCUCAGACUCGUGGGCGCACCCUUCGUGUCGAAGUACAGCAGCAUGUCAAGCGACAUCCUGAAACGUACAAGAGUGCUUGGGCCAAGGACCCACAGUGGACAGAAGUGAGCGAAGGAGGGUCCGUACCAGAAAGCUACCAGCAGUGGGAGGACAGUCUUGCUCGCGACUCACGCUACAUAUGCGGGGCUACGUUGGAAGCAGCAGCUACGCGAUUGGGAGUCACGGCCAUCGUUCACCAAUUCAAGGAUGGAGAAUGGAAGAAUCCGGUGGUAUUUGGAAAGUCCAGGUCCAAAUUCAUUGCUAUGAUUCUCAAGGACUCGCACUACACCCUGCUGGAGCCGGUGCACGACAAACCGUUUCCCACAGACUGGAAACGAGGAGAGAAGUACAACAUCCACACGAUGCUGUUCAGAGGUGGAGGCAAAAGCACUGCUUCGAUGAAGGACUGGAUGCCUCCACACACUCCUGCGAGCUCCAAGGCGUCUACCAAGAGGUCUUGCAGAGAUGAGUGGAUCCCAAAGAGCACGCCGAAGAGCUCUAAGGCUGGAUCGGUGAGUUCUGAAAAUCCAGGUCUCAAAGGGUGGAUGCCGAGUCAUACACCCAAAAGCUCCUUUACGUCGUCGAGCAGUGGCAAGGCGUCUCGUUCCUGUACGGCGACGUCUCUCGCAGGCAAGGGCGCGUCCACGUGUCGUGGGACUCGCGGCAGCGCCAGCUCUUUCCUCAAGAAGGCUUUCAACAAGAAGUGUAGCUGUUCGGGCAAGCCAAAAGCUGCUGAGAAGUCGGAAGGCAACAUGCUCUGGACUUGCUGCGCUUGCCAUCAGGAUGUCAGGGCCGCUACGCUCCACACUCUCAGCAAGCGGCGGUCGAACCAUCUUCGGAAUGCUCACCCUGGUGAAGAUCGCUCCAAGUUCAACUCCAUUCGAGUUCGUCCCGAAGAAGUUAUGGUUGCAGACCUACCUAUGCAUCAACGUGCCUGGACGUGUUCAAAGUGCAGGCUGGGCCUCCCAGUCAUGGACGUCUGGAUUCUGCGUAAAUGGGCGAUCAGUCAUUUGGCCAAGUGUUUCAAGCGCAAGAUCUCCAUGCGCGAAAACCGCAAGCGUUUGACCUCGCAGUCCAUUUCUCACAGCAAAGAUGGACCCCAGCUGCAUCACUACAGCAAGGACAGGAUGAAACGGUUUGCGAAGGUCAAAGCGUCUUUGGAAAAGAAGAGUGGUCACAAGCUCAUCCUUGUCAAGGAGAGGUACGCAGAGGGCGCUACUUUGCUUACGUGUACUUCUUGCACAUCCAUUUUCGGAUGCUUGAAACGGGCCACGAGAUCCUGCGGCGGCCAGCAGGCCCGGCUCCGCAAUCUGUCCAUCAAGGCCACGUGGUGGGCGCACAAGUGGAAGCAUGAUCGCGCAACUCUGGUGCGCAUGUGCAGCAGAUGGCGCCUCACGGAACAGGAAGCCAAGCAUGCAAUGGAGCGAGCACGCCUCAAGUGCAAGCGCUUGACGGGAGGAUUGACGCCUCUCAAGAAGACGGAGUACAUCAAGGACCUCACCGUUGACGAAGACGUCGAGGAGAAUCCCGGCCCUUCAAGUUUGAGAUGUGUCACGCUGAAUGCUUGCGGUCGUGAUCAUGCUUGGCAGCUUCUCUCGACUGAGUACUUGGAUGCUUGUGAUAUCCUGUGUGUGCAAGAGUUGGGAAUGACGAGUUCUCAAUUGACAUGUUUCGAGCGUCAGCUACAGAAAUUUGGUUUCAUGGUCUGGGCUUCGCCGGCUUUUCAAGACAAUGGUAAGUUCUGUCAUGGGUUGCUCUUGGCGGUUCGUCAGAGUUACAGAGUGCGACAUGUCGCUUCGUUUGCUGCGCAUGCAGGUCAUUUUGUGGCGUUGCAAGUUGCUGGUUGUGUUUUCGUAGGCGUGCACCACAAGCCUUGGAUCACGCAUGGCCAGAGCUUCGAGGACGAGAUCGCUUCUUUGAUUGCUUCGUUGGACCCAGAUCAGCUGUGGGUUGGUUUUGGGGAUUGGAACGGACGGCGGGCCAUAGACUACGCCGUCACCAACACGCCCGGCAAGCUCCAGUGCGUCACCUCCUGGGAUGCAGUUUUCGGUGAUCACAAAGUCAUCGAGUUUGCUUUUCGCGUUCGUGAGCAGCCUGAGGUCGCAUGGUCCCUCCCUGCGACUUGCAAAUACAGAUGUCCAGACGGCUUGACGGGCCACGACUGGACAGAGGCGCUGAGACAAGCCUGGCAAGCGCUGGUUUCUGAGGUGCCCGACACCGACACCGAAGACGAGUGGUGCUGGUUCAACAGGCGCCUGGAAGAAAUGUUUCAGCAUGCUGGUUCAAUGUCAAGUGGCACGGCAGGCAAGCGACCAAAAGGCACGGCUGCGGUUCUGCAGCCCCGUCGUUUGGAGGUCACUGUGGGCAACGAGGGCGACAAGAAAACGCAUUUGGAGAGGAAAUGGCGCACAGUCAUUGGCAGGCUUCGUCAUCUGCAAACCCUUCCCGAAAGGUGCACUGAGCAGCGCCGACUCUUGAUUGAGAAGAUUCAGAGGACCAGGCUCGCUGAAAUCGAUUUUUCUCGUCUUCCUUACCGAAUUUCGCAGAUUUUGGUAGAGGCAGAGACAAGGCUUAGAGAGGUCACUCGCGAGGCCGAGCGCCGUCGCCUUGGUGACUGGAGACAGCGAAUGCGCAGCAGUGCUGCGUAUAAGUGGAUCAAGGGUGUCAUGACAUGCUUGCCGAAUCAUGUUUUUGCGCCUGCCAACCCCGAUGUUGUUUCGGGCACCAUCGGCGAGACCCUUCUGUACAUCAAAACUCACUGGAGAAGUAUCUGGGACCGAGCCACCGUAGCAUGGUCCGAUGUGCAAGCAAGCUUUCGUUUUCCAGAUGCGCGUGCUCAUCACUUCACAGCGCCUUCGGCGUCGGAUCUUCGACAGGCGGCGCAGCGAUUGAGAGGGAGAGCCGGCGGCUUGGACGGCUGGCACGGUGAUGAAGUGGCGGCCAUUCCCGAUGAAGCAUGGGCUGUCUUUCAAGUGUUGGUGCAGAGAUGGUUUCAGCGUGCUCGUGAUGGACACGACUCCCCAUUUCCUCACGACUGGCGUGUCAUUCGGCAAACUCACAUCCCGAAGACCAAGGCUCAAGAGGAGCGGCAGCCGUGGGUUCCCCUUUCGGUGAAGGACUUGAGGCCGAUCUCUGUUGAGUGUACCUUCUGGAGACUCGUCAUAGGGGCUAUCGUUCAUCAGAAGAGCUUUGUGGAGUGGGUCGACACCUGGAGGCCGCAGCACGCACAUGGGGGCCUUUCGGCCUUAGGCGUUCAUACGGCGGUUGCUGCCCUCGAUAAGCAUUUUGUUGAUGGCACUGCCCUUGUGAGCCAGGAUUUUUCUGAAGCUUUUGACAGGGCCGAUCCGAAAGUCGCAAUCCAGGCGCUGGCGAGCGCGGGCAUGGCCCCGGAGGUCGUUGCUGCUCUGGAGUGGGUGUGGCCAGCUCAAGUUCGGUGGCUUGUGGUGGGUCAAAGAGUUUUUCCGGAAGCUCAGCAGGUGACGGCGUCUCUUCCACAAGGAGAUCCCAUGAGUCCAUUAGGCUUGUUGGCUUUACUUUGUGGGCCCACCGCUGAAGUUUUGCAAACCCUGCAGAAUCAUCAGCAUGAGGCCUCGCUGGUCAGCUACGUUGAUGACCGCAACACGAUC
Symbiodinium sp. CCMP2456 is the source of this 5505-nucleotide messenger RNA. Lineage: Eukaryota; Dinophyceae; Suessiales; Symbiodiniaceae. The record is from the annotation of a GenBank genome assembly.